Molecule: messenger RNA, 1437 nt
Organism: Acanthochromis polyacanthus (spiny chromis)
Lineage: Eukaryota; Metazoa; Chordata; Actinopteri; Pomacentridae
Gene: ccl44
Product: chemokine (C-C motif) ligand 44
Exons: 5
Coding region: 126-506 (126 amino acids)
Biological process (GO): positive regulation of GTPase activity; neutrophil chemotaxis; monocyte chemotaxis
Cellular component (GO): extracellular region
Molecular function (GO): CCR chemokine receptor binding; chemokine activity
Source: RefSeq, a predicted model, not a curated record
UGGUGAAAGUGAGUGAGUGAGAGAUGGGCAGGGAGGUAUAAAGAGAGGGAGGGAGUCAUAUAAGAGAGGCAGCCAUAGAGGGAGAGGUGACAGAGUAGAUUAUCCUCCUCUCUGCCAGCCUCAUCAUGUUCAUGCUGCAGAUGUUGACUGUUAUCUCUCUGACUGUUAUCUUCCUGGCAUCUGUAGAAGCUAAAGGCGUGCAGAUGCAGAGGGAUGUCCAGUGCUGCAUGCUGUACUCCCACGGCAAGGUGCGUACCAAAGACGUGUUGCGGUUUGAGGUGCAGACGGAGGGGCCCGACUGCAGUAUACAAGCCAUCAUUCUUUACACGAAGAAGGCGGUGAAAUGUGCCGACCCCAGAGACCGGAAGGUGAAAAGGUUGCUGAGGAAGCUCCUCCAGAGACAGAGAACCAAGGGCCACCGAACCAUGUGGCUGCUUCCUCAUGACAACCUGCCUGUCAUGUCAGAGGACAAGAAAGACAACUGGGCGGUUCUCAACGUGGAGUGAUGGAGCGCCGUCAAGUUUGGAGGAAAACUCGUAGUCAUAAGCCAAGUAAACUUUCAGCAACUCGUCUUCGUUACGUGGCGACGUUGGCUGAUUCUCCAGUCAUCUUGUGUCUCCUUCUAUCUACACUAUCAGAUCUGGGCAGCAAUACGUAUUUAACUGGCUUUAGAUAUUUAAACAUGAACCGCGCUUCAAAUACUCCCAACAUGUGGCGUCUCAACAGAGGAGUGGUAUUUGUAAGAUAAGUUGCAUUGAUUUUUAUUUUCUUCUCUUUUUUUAAUGGCUUGUACUGUUAUUUGCCAGAGUCUGCCUGAAAGUGUCUCCCUCUACAACUACUACUUAACUACUCGAUGUGAGAUCAGUGCAGCAGCUGCAAUGAAACGAGCAGUGAUAUUAAUAUUGUAAAUCAGCAAAAGUGCAUAUUGUGACGUGUAUACCUUCGAUGUGUAACGACACUUCACACAGUAAAGUAAAUGGGGUUUGUCACAGUAAACUUCAGGUGCAGGAUAAUCCAGAUUUCAGUUGGAAGAAGGUUUUCAGGCUUUCAGACUGUUUGUAAAAUAAAAAAAAGUAAUCAGAGAGAAGAUUUCAUGCAUAAAUAUCAAAUGUUCCCUGAUCUUUUGUCCACUUUCUAUAUUGACUGUUUGUAAACUCUGUGUGAAACCCGACUCAAUCCUUUAAAAUUAGGCCCUCAGGCAUCAACGAGAGAUUUAAAUAUCUAUUUGCAGUUUACAUUUGUGUUUUUUUUACCGAUGGUGUGUCACUAAACUAUGCCAAAGUAUUCAUGAUUCAGUUCAUCACAUGGCCAGGCUGUUAAAACUUAGAGGGCUCUAACGUGUGUGCAGCACACAAGCAUUGUGUUGUAGAGGAAUGCACUGUAUGUUAAAACACAGUAACUCAAGUGAACUAUUUUAUAAAUUAAUCUGAAAUGAAA